CCUAAUCAUUUUGAGUUCAGACAGUUCCAAGAGAGCCUAACUGAAUCCAAACGAAUUUCCCUCUGCAUUUUGCAUGAUUUCUCUUCCUACUACGAAGCUGAAAUUCAAACCCCUUACGGCUUUCGCACUCACUUUCGCUAGGGUUUAUCGCAUGGCCGCUGCACCUCCAUCCUCCCCUCCGUCAAAUGCCGCCGCCACUAUUCCUCCUCUACCUCCUUCUUCGGCGGUUCGCGACGGACCUCCUUCCGCUUCUUCUGCAAUCGAUUUCCUCUCCAUAUGUCACCGCCUCAAGACAACAAAAAGGACGGGAUGGGUUCGAAGAAAUGUUGAGAAUCCAGAAUCUAUUGCUGAUCAUAUGCAUCGAAUGGGUUUGAUGGCUCUCAUUGCAUCAGAUGCCCCCGGUGUAGACAGAAACAAGUGCGUGAAAAUGGCCAUUGUUCAUGACAUUGCAGAAGCUAUUGUUGGGGAUAUAUGCCCUGAGGAUGGAAUUUCAAAGGAAGAAAAGAGUCGGCGGGAACAAGAUGCACUGGACUGUAUGUGUAAUGUUCUUGGAGGAGGAUCUAGAGCAAAGGAAGUAGCUGAUUUGUGGAUGGAGUAUGAAGCAAAUUCUUCUCCAGAAGCAAAAUUUGUUAAGGACCUUGACAAGGUGGAGAUGAUACUUCAAGCUUUGGAAUAUGAAAAUGAGCAGGGGAAGGAUUUGGAUGAAUUUUUCCAGUCAACUGCUGGGAAGUUCCAAACUGAAACAGGCAAAGCUUGGGCGUCCGAGAUCGUGUCAAGAAGAAGGAAGAAUAACUAAAUGCUCGGAUCAAUCUGAUUGAGUGUGUAGUAAUAGCAGCAUCGCUUUUACCAAGAAAAAGAAAAGGAAGCAAUGGUAGCUGUGCAAUGAGACCAGCGUAUGCUAUUUCCCAUCCAUGUCCCGGAUAGCGGGCAAGCUAAGCCAUUAUCCUGCCCAUGGCGCACAGUACUCAUAACCUACCAAACGCUGUAUGUGAACUUGUGAAGCCCCCAAUGUUUAGAGUUAUCAACUUUAUUGAAACAGAGAAAUUAUCAUUACACA
Messenger RNA from Arachis duranensis, 1057 nucleotides. RefSeq lists its product as uncharacterized. Bases 74 to 796 code for a protein of 240 amino acids. The transcript is spliced from 8 exons. Gene Ontology annotation, molecular function: 5'-deoxynucleotidase activity. The record is from RefSeq and is a predicted model, not a curated record. Gene Ontology annotation, cellular component: cytoplasm. Lineage: Eukaryota; Viridiplantae; Streptophyta; Magnoliopsida; Fabales; Fabaceae.